Labeo rohita (rohu) is the source of this 3053-nucleotide messenger RNA. It is a transcript of the gene plcd4b, whose product is annotated as phospholipase C, delta 4b. Gene Ontology annotation, biological process: lipid metabolic process; intracellular signal transduction. The transcript is spliced from 15 exons. Lineage: Eukaryota; Metazoa; Chordata; Actinopteri; Cypriniformes; Cyprinidae. The record is from RefSeq and is a predicted model, not a curated record. The coding region runs from base 174 to 2483 and encodes 769 amino acids. Gene Ontology annotation, molecular function: calcium ion binding; phosphatidylinositol-4,5-bisphosphate phospholipase C activity.
GCUGGCAUUGCAUCACUGUGGAAGAAGCCCGGACUGCGGCUCUGUUUUCACAGCCCUUCUCACGCAGCAGCCAAAGACACAUCAGAGUCCAUCCUCCUUGUCUAGUUUUUUCAGUUCCAUCAGAUGUCAGUUCAUCAGACGUCCUUUAGUCCGAAAAGGUGAACUAUUAGAAAAUGGAAUCACCUCAAACAUGCUGUGAACAGGGUCAUCAAAACCUUGAAGUCAUGAAGGCAGGCAUGUUUCUGCGUAAGGUGAAGUCUCGUAUGUGGAAGCGUCACCGGCACUACAAACUUCAGGAGGACUGCAAGACUAUCGCAUAUAAAUCAAGCUGGGCAAUAAACUCUUAUUCUACCUUCUCCAUCAGUGAUGUGGAGGCUGUUCGUGAGGGACAUCAAUCCGAGACGCUCCUCAGUGUGGCAGAUGAGUUUCCUGCCGACCGAUGUUUUACUCUGGUGUUUCGCGGCCGUAGAGGAAACAUAGACCUGGUGGCUGAUUCAGCGAAGGAAGCUCAGGCCUGGAUUCAGGGCAUCAAAGCCCUCAUGGAGAAUAUGGAGAACAUGGAUGAGAGCACCAAACUUGACCAAUGGAUCUCAGACUGGUUUUUGAAAGCAGAUCUAAACAAGGAUGGCAGAAUUAAUUUUAAGGAGGCAAAAAAAUUACUGAAAAUGAUGAAUGUGGACAUGAAUGAAGAACAUGCAUGCUGCCUUUUUAUGUUGGCAGAUAAGUCUGAGUCAGGAUCCCUGGAGGAUCAGGAGUUUGUGGAGUUCUAUAAAAUGCUUACCAAGAGAACAGAGGUGCUGGACUUAUUCGAGGAUUAUUCUAGUAAUGGACAGAGUCUAUCCCAGUGUGAUUUGGAGGAGUUCCUGAGAGAGGAGCAGCUAGAAGGGGAGGGCAGUUAUAAACAUGCCCUUCAGCUGAUCGAUCGCUAUGAGCCUUCAGAUACGGCCAGAAUGAAUCACUCGAUGUCAAUCGAUGGGUUCCUAAUGUACCUGACGUCUCCUGAGGCAUCCAUCUUUAAUCCAGAGCGGCAGGGCCUUUUUCAAGACAUGAGCCAACCUCUGGCCCACUAUUACAUCUCCUCAUCACACAACACUUAUCUGAUGGAGGACCAGCUAACAGGACCAAGCAGCGUUGAAGCCUACAUCCAGGCACUGAAACGAGGCUGCAGGUGUGUAGAGGUGGACUGCUGGAAUGGAACAAAUGGGGAGCCAGUAGUUUACCAUGGACACACACUGACAUCUAAGAUUCUCCUCAAAGAUGUGAUUACAACUAUCGCAAAUUAUGCCUUCAAGGCAUCUGAGUAUCCACUCAUUGUGUCCAUUGAAAACCACUGCAGCAUAGAGCAACAGGAAGUCAUGGCUCGAUACUUCAGAGACAUUCUGGGUGAUAUGCUACUGACGAAAACAGCAGAUGGAGUCUCCAGUGAACUGCCAUCCCCAGAGGCACUUAAGAGGAAAAUCCUGUUGAAAGGAAAGAAGAUUAGAAACGAGUCAGAAAGCCCCACAGGUGAAGUCAGCGAUGAAGACGAGGCAGCAGAAAUGAAGGACAGUCCGGCAUCGGAGAGUCCACCAACAGAUGCCAAGAAAUCGAAGCAAAAUCUGUGCAAGGAGCUCUCGGACCUAAUGUUUUGUAAGAGCGUACAUUUCCACAGCUUCGAACAUUCCCGCACCUCUGCUAAGCCUGAUGAGAUGUCGUCGUUCUCUGAGUCUAAAGCCCGUAAAUAUUCAAAGGAAGCAGGUUCAGAAUUUGUGCUGCAUAACACAAGGCAACUGACAAGAGUGUAUCCAAGUGGAAUGAGGACGGAUUCAUCAAAUUAUUGUCCAGUGGACAUGUGGAACAUGGGAUGCCAGAUUGUGGCAUUAAACUUCCAGACAGCAGGAAUGGAAAUGGAUCUUAAUGAUGGAUUGUUUACUCAGAACAGCAGCAGUGGCUACAUCCUAAAACCUGAGAUCCUUCGCAAAAGUGAGAGACUUUUUGAUCCUGAAAAUCCGGAGGAACGUGAAGAUUACCACCCUCUACUGUUCAAUGUUAAGGUAUUAAACAAUAUUCGUGUUUCCUCUGCAAGUUUGAGUUUGUAUUUGUUGAUUCGUUCUGUUUCCAUCUCUUUCAAGGUUAUCAGUGGACAACAGCUCCCUAAAGUAAAGCAAAAAGAAUGGUCCAUUGUUGACCCCCUUGUAAGGGUGGAAAUUUAUGGCGUUCCUUUGGACCAAGCCAAACAGGAGACCAAAUACAUUGACAACAAUGGAUUCAACCCACACUGGAACGAAACAUUACAGUUCAAAAUCCACACCCCUGAGCUAGCACUGGUUCGUUUUGUAGUUGAAGACUAUGAUAAAGCAUCAAGGAAUGACUUCAUAGGGCAAUACACUCUACCUUUUACCUGUAUUCAACCAGGAUAUCGUCAUGUGCAUCUGUUGUCCAAAGACGGAACAAGUAUCCAUCCAUCCUCCAUCUAUGUUCAUAUCACAAUCAAAGAGCUGUAAUUCUAGGUGUUCACAAUUAUAGGAGUUUUAUUUACAAUGCUGGAAACUUGUUCUGAAGAGCUAAUAUUUCUCAGACAAAUAUGUAGUUUGCUGUAAAAAUGUAGAGAAAGCAUAGAGAAAACCUUUGAUCCUCUGCUUUGCUUAAAAAUACUUGAACAAAUGUUGGCAAUCACUUAAACAAACCAAAACAUUAUUUAAUCACUUGCAUUAAAACAAAACAGUAUAGCAACUAGCAUUACUUUUUAAGAUGACCUCUACAGUAGUUGCAUGGUGUUAGUAGUGCCUUGUUGUUCAAAUAGACCUUCAAGAAUGGUGCAGAAAAGCUUUUUCAGUAAAAGCAAUUUUUAUUUUAAUUAUUUAUCUAUGCAAUACUGAGUGAACUGUUGAUAAAAAAAAAAAAAAAAUCAAUUUUUCAGUUUGAAGGUUAUACAAUCAAGGAAAUGAAAUCCUUAAGGUUGUACAUUAUCUGAAUGAAUUUAACUGAGCAUGGUAAAGUUCCUUUUAUAAAUAACCUGAAAUCAAGUGUUCAAUGUAAUUGACUCUUAUAUUCUCAUUAUGUAUGUACAUGUC